Messenger RNA from Lichtheimia ornata, 2202 nucleotides. RefSeq lists its product as uncharacterized. Gene Ontology annotation, cellular component: membrane. NCBI's taxonomy places the organism in Eukaryota, Fungi, Mucoromycota, Mucoromycetes, Mucorales, Lichtheimiaceae. Gene Ontology annotation, molecular function: potassium ion leak channel activity. Gene Ontology annotation, biological process: stabilization of membrane potential; potassium ion transmembrane transport. The record is from RefSeq and is a predicted model, not a curated record. The transcript is spliced from 6 exons. Bases 1 to 2202 code for a protein of 733 amino acids.
AUGCCGAUGGACGAUAAUGGAGCUACUACUACACCCUACACAACUUCACCUACUUCUCUAUCACCACAACAACAAGAGGAUGAGCCAUUGACUUGGGACGGUCGUCGUGCCGCCAUUCAUUUCUCUCUUCCUGAACACCCCGUGGCUCAUACUGGAUACAGCUUUAUUCAACAAGAACCAUCAUCAUCACCACCACCACCUUCUUUGUGGGAACGACUUGAACAUCUCUUUUAUCGCUUGUCUGAUAUAUACAAUGGAUGGUUGGAAGAAAGGAAGCAGCAAAUGCACAAUGCACGCCAAUUGAGAGGACGAUCGCGAAGCUUGACCGAGAUCCCUUUUUGCAUGGCAGCUUUCAUUUCGAUCUACGCGACAUUCAUGUUGUUUCGUGGCCUUGCUGUUGAUGGGUGGAUAGUGGAUCAUCAUGAUUGGGAUGGAACGGGCCACUCCUAUGAUAGAAACGCAGUUGCAUCUAUCAAUGCUCAAGAAAGGACCCUGGUGACAUUGGCAGUUGUUUGUGGCGUAAUCACAUGGAUGUUCCUCAUUGGAAAAACGCGCUCUUAUAUUUAUCGCGCAUCAAGAUGGUGUAUUUUGAUGGCAUGCAUUCAAGGAUUAGCGAGCGUAUUGGCGGUGAUGGCAUUCUCUCAACGAUGUUCAGACCAAGGAAUGGAUGACCCACGAUACGUUUACUCACGAGGUUACUGGAGUUGUCUUGUCUCUGGUACAUUGAUGUUGGUGGCGACUUUUGGGUUUAUUCUUGAUUGGUUGCUAUCGUAUCCCUAUUCCGAGUUGACUCCUGCUAUCAAUGCAUUGGUACUUCCUGCUGUCAUGGUGUGCUCAGUGGUUGCUAUUGGUGCUUCUGUAUAUGCAUUGCUCGAGGAUUGGACAUAUAGCGAAGCUUUAAUCUUUUGUUGGACGGCCGUUACAACCAUAGGAUAUGGAGAUAUCGCACCUAGUACUUCACAAGGGAAGAUAUUCUUUUUGCUUUAUACAGCUGCAGGCGUUAGCGUGGUCGGCUACAUGUUGCUUUCGAUUCGUGCCGUUAUCACAGGAUCAUCUUCAGAUAUUCUCAAGGUCAAUCUCAUGCGAGUUGAAUCUUUACACGAUUACUCUCAUCGACAACAUCAAAAAUGGCUCGCUCGACAUGAUGCAGGAAUCAGCUAUCCGCAAGCAGGAAAUAAUCGAAGACCUACCUUUAAUCGUGCUCGGCGACGGCUAUCAUCCAAUGUCUCAACCUUCAGCAAUUAUACCAUCAGCAACAUCAUAAACAACAAAGAUCGGCAAAUCCUUGUUCAAGUAAUCACACGCUCGGGUGUUGUGCGCAUGACCUUCACCCUUAUACUUUGCUGGUUUGGUGGUGCCGGUGUAUUUUGCCUUUUGGAAGAUGAUUGGUCUUACCUCGACGCUCUUUAUUUCGCGUUUUGUACCCAAUUGACUAUUGGAUUUGGCGAUAUCGUACCUCAAUCAGUGCUUGCCCAAGAAUUCUGGCUCGUAUACAUCGUGAUUUCCAUUGCUGUGGCAGCGUACUUUAUCAGUCUCUUUGGUGAUGCUCUUGUGGAAAAGCUGCAUAUUCAAUAUGGUGAUGAUGACGAGGAUGGAAGCGAAUACGCCGAUUCAGUAGACGAUCCCAAUGGAAACGAGCCAAGCUAUAUUACUCUCGCACGUAGUUUCGAAGAUGAUGACAAUGAUGAGCCUUCCCAAUGUGUAUCGGAGACACCAGAGUCCAUCCAAUACAGCAGCAACAAUAUACAUAGGUUUUCAACACCUUGCCCUCGUCCUUGUAAUGGUUCGGUUGCCUUAUCGGAACGUGAGCCACUUGUACGCUAUGCCUCAAUGCCAAAUGUGGAUCGAGGAGCAAUACGUCGACCACCACGACUUGGAAUCUAUCAUUCACCAUACGACAUUGAACGCCAAACUAAUCGCUCAACGCCUUACAUGAGUUACGAUUCUACACAAGAAACCACGCCCAUCAUCCAUCAACCUACACCGUUACCACCAUCAAAACAUCCAUAUAGUCCUUCAGACAUUUCAGCGAAUGCUGAAAGUGGCGAAGUAUCUUGUGGAGAGUCUUCGAGAUCUGAUAGAGACCAUUUAUCAUCACCAUUGCAUCAGCAUACACCACAAUCAUCACGGACAAAAAAGUCAUCAAAGUAUCUUCCUAUUGCUGUCACCGAUGACAACAAGAAACACCGAGACCACCAUUGA